This is a messenger RNA of Mya arenaria, 1299 nucleotides long. Its product is annotated as acetylcholine receptor subunit delta-like. Gene Ontology annotation, cellular component: membrane. The record is from RefSeq and is a predicted model, not a curated record. Lineage: Eukaryota; Metazoa; Mollusca; Bivalvia; Myida; Myidae. The coding region runs from base 1 to 1299 and encodes 432 amino acids. The transcript has a single exon. Gene Ontology annotation, molecular function: extracellular ligand-gated monoatomic ion channel activity; transmembrane signaling receptor activity. Gene Ontology annotation, biological process: monoatomic ion transmembrane transport.
AUGGUGGUCCGCUGGCUGGCUAUAUGCGUUCUUCUGUCGGCUCUACACAUCAACUUAUGUUCUGGUCAAACGAUAAACGACACCACCACACUUUUAUCAGAUUUGUUACAAGGUUACAGCUUGUCUGUCCGUCCCGCUGCGAACCAAAGCCAACCAGUCGAGGUAAAAGCGACCUUCUUUUUGGUCUCCAUUGAAGACUUUGAAGAAACAAAAGAAAAACUGUCCAUACUAAUGGUCAUAACCUUUGUGUGGACAGAUAAGAGGAUGACGUGGAAUCCCGCUGAUUACGGAGGUUUGAAUGACAUCACUAUACCGUCAGACAUGGUUUGGAAACCAAUGAUAAUUCUAACGAGCGCCGUCGGAGAAAUUGUGCCGAUAGGGAUAGAUGCCAGUUGGUUGCCCGUCAGGUUUCAUUUCAGCGGGGUUGCAGCAUGGUCACCAGGAGAAAGUAUCAGCUCGAACUGCCCAAUGAACGUGAAGUAUUUUCCUUUUGAUACACAGGUUUGUGAAUUUAUGUUCAUACCCUGGGGCUUUAAACCGAACGAGGUAGUAAUGCGGAAGCAAAAUGACGUCGUGCAAAAUGACUUAUUCUCGGAAAACGGGCAGUGGGAAUUCUUAGAGUCGGAGAUAAUAACGGACACUCAACCUGGUUAUUCGUCCAUAACAGCGCAUAUUCGACUUCAGCGCAGAUCAGCGUUUUUUCUCGUCAAUUUUGUGUUCCCUGUUGUUUUUAUUACGCUGUUAAAUCUGCUGGUGUUUUGCCUUCCCGUCGAAAGCGGAGAGAGAAUGACGUUUACAGUCACAGUUCUGCUAGCAGUGGCCGUGUUUAUGACCAUUGUAGCAGCCAAUCUCCCAAAAAAUUCCAAAGACUCUGCACUCAUUGGCUAUUUUUUCCUACUAAAUAUGGCGCAAGAUGCACUUAUUGUGAUCGAAACCGCAAUCAGCAUUAUUGCAUUCUACAAAACUGGAGAAGUUCCCAGACCAUUGGUAAAGGUUGUCAAUUUUCUUUCAAGGCGAUCACAAAACAAUGUUUCUCCUGAACCAAAUGUUCCAGACGACAAGAGUUCCCUUUCUCUUUCCGUUGUAGAGAAAACGAACCUGGAAAACAGCGUUGCAUUCAAUUAUCAAUUAAUCGAUGACGACAAAGCAGUGAACAGCAUAAACCAUGGUCAAGAGCCGACUGUAACUUGGUUUAUGGUCAGUAAGACAAUUGACAAAUUUGCAUUUUGGUCGAAUGUGGUUUGUUUUAGCUUUUCUAUAACAGCUUAUUUUGCCAUGUCUGUUGUCGGGGCUAAUUAG